AGUUCUGCAUUACAAGUUCAUAGACUGCAAGGAUCACCUUUCCGAGAAGGAUAUACAGCCACUCCUCAGAUCGAGGUUGCUAACAUACAAUGGACAUAUAAUAACACUGAUGAUGUAAUAAAAGUGGAAAUAUGGGAUGUUGUUGAUAAAGCGAUAAAUCCAUCGGCUGUAAAGUCUACCUCAGCGGGACUAAAAUUUGAAAACGAUUUGGGGGUUUCUAAGCAAACACCGCCUACACCUUCUAAGGAGCAAAAUGAGCUUGCUCUUGAUGCCGAGAAUGUCAACGUGUAUCGAAAUACUCAAGGAAUUAUUCUAAUGUUUGACAUAACGAAGAAGUGGACUUUUGAAUAUGCGGUUAGAGAAUUAGUAGCAGUACCGGAACAUAUGGCUGUGCUUUUACUAGGAAAUUUCGCUGAUCUCAGCGCACAGAGAACAGUUUCGACUGCACAUGUAUAUCAAGUAAUCACAGAAUGCAAUGGAAAUCGAUCAUCUAAAUAUACAUUAGCAAAUAAAAUACGAUAUGUUGAGACAAGCAUGCAAUCUGGACUAGGACUUGAUUACAUAUAUAAAUACUUCGGAGUACCAUUCUUACAGCUACAGCGGGAUAUCCUUAAUCAACAGUUAGAGGCAAAAUCGAAAGAGCUAUCAAGUUUACUUAACGAACUUGACGCAGACGUGGAAAUUCCGGCCCCCAGCGAAUUACCAGAAAAUAGCUCUCUAGAAGACAAAUCCUCCCUUGAAGGAAAAUUAGAGUAUCAGCAGGCACUGAAAAAUUUUUGGGAAAAGGAAUAUCGUGAAUUAGCAGGAGAAAGCAAUAUUCGUGAAGAUAAUACUUUGGAUGCUCUAUCAUCCCAGCUCCUACCAUCUCUCCACAUUCAACGCGAAAGAGCACGCACUCCAGAUCCAUCACAGCUUUAUGAUUUCAAUGCGGGAAAGCUCGAAGAUGACUUUUUUGACGAUACUCCAGAUACCCUUCCCAUCCCUCCUCGGCCCGCAGCUGUUGACUCUGAUGAUGCAGCGGGAGCCAAUCCAAUGGUGGCAGGUGAUGAAGAUUUGGAAGGAAGCAGUGGUGGUGAAUCAGACAAUGAAGGUGAUAGGUCAAAAAAGGAAUUUCAAAGUGGUAUAUCGGACAUCUGGCACAGACGAGACAUAUCCUCAUCGACCGGACGUGGUGGCGUUGUAAGCAGUGGGAGCAGUGAUGUUGACGAUGAAAUGCUCCAAACGGGAGAGGAUGAAGAGUUGGAUCCCUCGGCAUCUGCGUCGCGUACAGGGUAUGAAGAAAUCAGUAGCGGUUCACCAGCUGGUGAUAAUCCGUGGGCCGAGUCUGGGCAACAUCUUCAUCACCCACAGUCAUUUGUCGAGUAUGGUGAUUUGUCAUCUGCUGCUCACUGGCAACAGUCCAAUGUCAGUGGUAUACAGUCAUUUGUGAAAAGAGACAGUAAAGACAUUAAGAAGAAAAAGAAGAAGGGUAGUAAACUUACAAAUGAAGACAAAGCUAGUCGAGAGAAUAAGGAUGGAAGAAGGGUUGGAGAUAGUCGUGAUCGUGAAGAACGUAUUCACGUGUAA
This is a messenger RNA of Paraglomus brasilianum, 1566 nucleotides long. The record is from the annotation of a GenBank genome assembly. NCBI's taxonomy places the organism in Eukaryota, Fungi, Glomeromycota, Glomeromycetes, Paraglomerales, Paraglomeraceae.